Siniperca chuatsi (mandarin fish) is the source of this 2205-nucleotide messenger RNA. Its product is annotated as testis-expressed protein 47. NCBI's taxonomy places the organism in Eukaryota, Metazoa, Chordata, Actinopteri, Centrarchiformes, Sinipercidae. The record is from RefSeq and is a predicted model, not a curated record. The transcript has 9 exons. The coding region runs from base 64 to 822 and encodes 252 amino acids.
UUGCCACGGUAACCCACAGAGAGCGGAGAGACCCCAAACGUCUAACGUUAGCUAAGUUGAGCCAUGGCUGCUUCACAAAAAGGCAGAAGGUUUUCGUCAAAGCGUCGAGAAAACAGACACUUAGAGGAGGAAGACAGCAACACAGUGACAAUGUUUGAUGUGUUUCACGGGAAAAAGAGAGAGAAGAUCGUGCUACAGCGGCUGAUAGUGAUUGCUCGGCUCCCCCACCAUCUUGCUGACAGGACACAACUGGGAGCUCAUUAUGAAAAACUCAACUUCCGGUUAAGCAAACAGUAUAUAUGGGAUCAUAUUACGGGCCUGCUGUUAAUUUAUCCAUCCUGUCUGUUGCAUAUCGUUGAAUCAUCCAGGGAGGUUCUGGUUUCUGUUUUGAAAGACCUUAAAGACAUGCAGCAACAGCCAGACUGCACCUUACUGGAAGCUCCCAAGGUUGUGUUCAUGGCACAUAACCCUCAAAACAGGCUGUUCCAACAGUGGAGCUAUAAGGUGCUCGAUGCAGAUCAGGGAGACAUUGGGGCUAAGAGACUUGAGGAAGAGGAAGAGAGCACAGAGACUCUGGUUUGCACUGUCCUGUCAGCACUGCAGAAAAUGAGUGAACACCUUGUAAUAUCUAAGAAGGCUCUUCCUGGGUCAGUGCUGGAUGAGACUCCCGAGCUGAUCGUCUCUCAGGAGGUUCUAGACAAGCUCUUGGCUCGAGAGGAGCUCCAGACUCCACAACAACACCUACAGAUGUACAACUCACCGUUAAACAUCAGCAUGGACUUUGGACAAGUUAUUCGAAGCAGCUUCCUCACCACAGUUUAACUUUUUGGACAAAAAGUCAAAGAAUGUGUUUGGCCUUCACUAAAGCACCUUUGGAUGUGACUGAAGGCUUCCUAGCAGAGAGAAAUCACCGUCAUCCAACCAGACAGUUUUAUACCAACAUUUAAUAUACUGUAGCACCUUUCUGGGUUUUCAUUGUUUUUGUUGUUUUUUCCUGUUUGGUCCCAAUAUGCUUCUUUCUGUUCCAAAUGAUUUUAUAUUUAAAACUUGUUUGAGUGAACUGAAAACACAAAAUCACAGGAAAUCCAAGUAAUAUAAAAACAUUUUUAAUAGUUUCAACAUUCGGAUGAAGUUCAUUUUAUUUUUAUCUUACUGUACACUGUGUUUCACUUGGUGACCGGGAGAUAGCAUUUCCAUGAAAAGGCAUUUCCUCUUUAAUCCAAACUUUAAAGAGUCCUCGUCGUCACCACAGUUUGACUAAAAGAAGAUCUUUUAAGUCUAAAAAGAUUCCUUGAUCACUUAUGUGUUCCCUUUUUAUUUUGGCCCCCAUUCCUUGGAACUUAAACUUUAGCAACAAAACAAAACAAAAAAACAAAAACAAAGAUGAUAUUGAUUAAGAUUAAGAUGAUACUUGCAAUGGCUGCAUGCACCACAGUGUAAUCUACAAACUGUACGGGUAAAAACAGACCUGUAUGCAGCACAUUUUUUCUUGCUUGCUGUAUAAUUUCAGUGUAAAGUCAUAGGAGCCUUUCAAGAGAUCUAAAAGCGCAGUAUUCUGGGCGCAAACAGUCUUCUCUCCCAUCAUGUUAGCUGAAGAUUUUUGAUUCCCGGACACUGGCCGGAUGUGCUUUCCUUAUUUGCUAUAGUUAAAAAGGGUGGAACGAACUGUGUGAAUGGAACACAGACAGUGAAAACAAACUGUAAAUCAUGACUGUUUCAAACAAACUGUUGGCAGAAUCGAUGGAGAGUUUGACUAAAAAAGGUCAAGGGCAGCACUGAACUAUUCUUCUAUAAAGAUCGAUCUAUUCACUUAUAAAAAAUAAAUACAAGCACAUUUAUAUAGGACCAAAGAUGAGACAUAUUUCAUAGGCAUGGGUAAAAAGCAUGCUGCUGAGUUUCACACAGGACAAUGUCAAAUCAAACACCCCCCUCCCCCCAACUUGAUCAUAACAUAAAUACCCCACCACUGUCUUUUACUUGAAUCUAUGUCCACAACACACACAAUCUGCCUUUAUCACGACCUAUGAGGUGCACAUCGUCUAUCACCAGUACAUUCCACCUAUUCAUGUAAAAAAAAAGGCCUUCGUAUUUUAGUGCUCAAAGGGCAUGCUUGCAAAAGCUGUAAUACUAGAAACUGUCUCUGUAAUCUCUCGCCCGCUGUCUCUGCUCGACAGGGUUAUUGUUAAUAAAGUUGUGUUUGAUGAA